Giardia duodenalis is the source of this 7143-nucleotide messenger RNA. Its product is annotated as Ankyrin repeat protein 3. The transcript has a single exon. Lineage: Eukaryota; Fornicata; Diplomonadida; Hexamitidae. The record is from RefSeq and is a predicted model, not a curated record. Gene Ontology annotation, molecular function: protein binding. Bases 1 to 7143 code for a protein of 2380 amino acids.
AUGGCCAACCGCGAGGAUUGGUUCAAAGCGGCAGCUAGCGGUGACAGCGCAUAUAUCGCUCAGCAUUUGGAGGCUGGGAAGGGGUCGCUGACCGAUCGGCAGGAGACGGCUAUGAUGUUCGCGGCCCAGGCCGGCCACGAGGCCGUGGUCCGAAUUCUGCUUAAUUACGAGACCCUCUACGUCAACCAAGACGGUGACACGGCCCUUAUGCUAGCUGCACGCCAGAAUAACGCCACCAUCUGCAAACUCCUAGCCACACGAGAGAGGACAAUCCUGAAUUCUGCAAAUCGAGACGCAUGCGUAGAAGCCGUUCUUGCAGGGGCAUAUCAGGCUUUUACAGUGCUCUACGAGCAAGCAGAACUAUCCUCUGAUCAUAAUGGUAUGACCGUCUUGGACUAUUCUUCAAGGAUGAAGGAUUUAAGGUAUUUACGUGCUUUGCUUUCACGGAGCGACCUUCCGAUAGGUUGUGUUUCAAAUACGCUAGCUCUUGCACUCAAUGAGCAAAGUCUCCAGGCUGCUCAUCUUUUAGAGGCGUAUCUUGCCAAUCCUAGAAGCGUAUCACCGUCGCGUAAGGCAAGCGUGCCAGCAGAGCCUGCUUCCCCAACAAGAUGUACUUUAGAAGAAGACGAUCGCGCUUCCACAAGCCCUCAUAUGCAUGCAAUGCCCAUAGUUUCUGCUGCCGAUGCACGCACCGGAGUCCAAAUUCCGGUGACCAUCCCCUCGACUAUCACCCCUCUUGUUGUCGAUCCCCCCAGUAUUCUAGCAAGCGCGCCCACUUCUGUCCCCUCAGACCCCAAUUAUACUCCCGCGUAUGAAGGACUACCCUCUAAUGCUAACGACUUAAGAAUACAGCUCUUCAAUAGGUUAUCACUGGAAGGCCUCACACACAUUUCGGAUGAGACCAUAUUAUUCUUGGAGGCUCUAUGCGAUCAAGCCUCUAAGGCUCAGCAGUACAGGGACCAACUUGAAAUCGAGAUGAAUAGCUUUGAACAGGACCGCGCAGCUCUUCUGCAGCAGCUAGAUGACAUGCGACUACUUGUCAGCCAAUAUGCAGAGGAAGAGAGUGCACGUCCAGCUGUCGACUGCUCUGCAGCACAAGUCCAGGCUUACGAGCCAAAAUCCCCAAUACAUCUGGACAUCAAUGCGAAGCUGCAGCGAGCAAGAGAAGCAUUAAGGCUAUCCUAUAGAAGGUUAAAUAUUCGCAAAGCUGAAGCAGCCACGUACAAGGCCAUGAAGGAUGUAGCAGUCCAUAGUCUAGGGCCGCUUCUGGAUGCCUACGGGUUUGUGUCAGCAGUUUCACUCCAGCCCUUCAUGAAGAACGUACGGGAAUUUGAGAAGUAUAUAGAAACGGCUUUAAGUUCUUCUGAAAAGGUCGAGGAAGUUAUACCUCCUUUGAUCAAAAAGGGAACUUGCUGCCUAGAGGAUUUAAACGAGAUUUUCCUCUCAAUAUUAGAGUCCACACCUAAUGCUUCAGACUUCCUAUCUCUCGAUGCUCACAGAAAAGGUGCCAUCAAGCCCUUAGCUGUUGAUUUAUCCGUUGGGUCGUCUCUCAGCUCGUCAUCUCAACGUGUGGUAUCGCCCCAAACAAAUUCACCACCGGCACGUUUGCAGCUGUCUGCAUAUACUGCUGAAAAGGAAAGGGAUAUGAUAGAGAAAAUGAUUGUUAGCAAGAUCACCCCCACUUCUGUUGGUCUUACAGUUACUGACCUCCACAACGAACGAGAUGGCUCCAGCAGCAUGAAGCAGUCUGCAAACGUUGGGACAGAUGAACCUGAGAAGCGCUCUAUCAACUUGGAUACGAGUAACUUACUUGGAUCUGCACGGGCCUCUGCCUCAAAGCGUGAAGAUGAGCCAUGUGUCGAAUGUCAAAGCCUCAAAAUACAAUUGGCAAAAGUCAGAAAUGAUCAUGUAAUGAUUCAGAAUGAGUACAUGAUCCUAGAGGCGAAGCUCGACGAAGUACAGAAGGCCUCCGUUAGGGAGCUCAGUGAUUUGGCUGAGAAGCUAUCAGCUAGCAAUGAGACCAUCCAGAAUCUCAACAAUGAUCUGGAUGCGCUUAAAGAUAUAUCCAACAGAGAUCACAUCACAAUUGCCGACCUGCGUACUCAGCUGGCCGAGAAACAGCAGGAAUUAGAUGAUGCGCAUACAGACUACGAGCUAUCAAAGGAAAAGAUAACCUCUCUUACGUCGAGACUAGCUGCUCUAGAUACCACCUUUACUGCCCCAACAUUUCUCGAGGCAAAUAACGGAUCAUUUAAUACUAGGAUGUCAGAGGCUAUUAAGCAGCCUGACCAUGUAUCAAAGGAUAACUUCUUCUCGCUCAUAUCUAUGAAUGGCGGCUCCAGACGAGAAAGUGAUGCAUCCGAGCUCUGCAUUCAGAUAGAAUCUCCUCAAGGGCCCAAACGCAUUGACUCUGCAACGUCACCCGGGCAUGCAACAUCACUUUCAAAUGCCCUGGAUUCUGAUAGUGCCCUUAAAUUCGCAACCAUUCCUCGCAUCCCUGAUAUGCGGCAACGGCCCCAUCGGUUGAAUACUGACGUCAGUGAUGCUACUUCUAGCCAGAACACACAUCAUACCAACCCGCUGAGAGAUUCUGAGGAUAAUGUCAAUACAGAGACUGUUGCCAUGGACAUUCAGGCGGUGUUAUCGCCCCAGCAGGUUGUUGUUUCUCGUAGCAGAAGUCGGGUCCCUGAUGCUGUCCCUCGCGUACCAACCGCUUCAUCUCGAAAAUCUGUUAAGCUCGACUCACUCGAGCAGGAUGUUUCUAGAUUAACUCAGGAACUAAGGGAUGCCAGAGAAGCGGGGAAGGUAGCCACAGGAAAACUUCAAGAGAUAGGGGCGUUCUCUAGACGAGUGAGUCUCCAAUAUGGUUGUGUCCCUCCGGAAAUGCCUGCUCCUAUAGCGGGAGCAGGAAUAAAUGGAUUAGGCGAGUCAAUCAUCCGAGACAUUGUAUCUCUGGAAGCAAGGCUUAAUCAGGUGAGCCUUUAUAACCUGUACGACGAGGAACUCCGGACUAUCUAUGCUGAACUAAAGGUUGGCGGGUAUCUUUCGUCUUCAGCUGGAGACUUAGUUCUGGAGGAUUUUGUUCGUUCAAGAGGGCUUUCUAAGGCAGUCUCAAUCUCACUCAAAACCGUUUCUGACAUGAAAACAGCGUUGGAAAACAAGGACCGGAUUCUGUCCGAAAUCUCCACCGGUAUGAGCGAUUUAGAUGCAAUCAUCUCAUCACAACAGAAGACAAUAAGUGAGGAUAAAGUGCAAAUAGAAGAGUGCACAAAAACACUAGCGGCACAAGAAUCUUUAGUGUCUAGCCUCAAAGUCUACUUACAGGAUCUUGGUGCUGCCAUUUUCUCUAUAGAUUCCAUAGAAAGGGAAACCGUUGAUAUGUCUGAGUUUCCUAAAAAUGCCUCUGAGAUUUUCACCUGCCUUACAUCAACUGUGGAAGCACACUCAGCAAUCUGCAAAGAAAAUGCGCUAACUGCACAAGAAAAGCUUUGCAAGCUACAAGAGUUAUUAGACAAGAAGGAAGAGGAGCUUCUAUGGAUGUCACAAGCAUCCAAGAAAAGCGAAGAGACAGUUGCAGCACUCACUACAGAGGUUGCUGCGUUAAAGGACUCUGAGCGCAAUGCAAUUUUGCAGGAGAAAAACCUGGCAAUAUCUCUAGACGAGGCCCUGGAGAAGAUCAAAGAUUUGGAGCGUAUAACAAGUCUUCCUCAAAAGCCUGAUAUCAACGUCGAAGCACUACAGUUUGAGGCAAGGCAAGUCGCAGAACAACCUUAUCUUAACCUUAUCAAACACAUCACAUCAUCUUCAAUAUUCUCUAAAGCUGUCACGCCGAAAUCCCUACAAAUGUUCAAGGACGCAGAUGGUUCUGAAAAGUUGUCGCCCAAGUUGUUGGCCAGCGUCCUUGAUGAGCUAUCACAAGCAGUCACUACCUCUGGAAAAGCCCUUGCAGACAUGCGGCGACAGCUGCGUGAGACUACAGAAGACCUCCAAGCAGCGGAAGAAGAAAUAUCGCACAAGAACAUACGCAUUCAGACGCUUGAAAGAGAGAUGCAGCGGGCCACUGACCAUGUAGCAGAAUUGGAGUCCAUGCCCACUCCAGAGCCAGCAAUUGAUAGGGAGCUGUACAUAGAAAAGGAGCUUUACCUGGCUUUAGAGUCUAAGGUCUCUGGGCUGUCUAAGGAACUUUCUGCGUCCUCACAGCUGACCACUCAGCUCAAGUCUCAAUUGUCGUCCAAAGAAGAGCUUAUAACAAACCUACAGACCCGCAAUUCAUCUCUUCUGACCGCUAAAACGGAGAUUGAGGCAACCAUUUCGGACCAGAGGGUGCAGCUUUCUGACUUGGAGUUACAGCUAGCGAAUUCAAAACACGACGCGUCUCAUUUUAAGACCCUCCUAGAAGACGUUAAGCUGGAGCUAAGUAACGCAAAAAGCGAGCUUGAAACACGGAAGAAGGAGAUUGUAUCCACCAAACGAAAUGCUGAAAAAGUCUUGGCAGAGACCCAUGAAAAUCUAUCCCAUGCAGAAUCACGGAUAAUGAUAUUGACCAAGGAACUCCGUGAGACCCAGGCAGAGAUUGAGGACAAGGAAGAGGAGAUUGCACGGUUGCACUCCAAACUUCGGGAACAAAGGGUUUCCCUAUCUAAACAAAACGUUGACGCAACCGUUGGAGCUGGAGACCCUGCCGAAGCGGCAAAAGCCAAGCAAGAGAUGAUCCUUAAGUUGGAGAUGGCGUUAGACGAUCUGAGUAGUAAGACAUCCGAAUGCAGCAAGAAGACAAAGACCAUUGAAACGCUAGAAACACAACUCGCUGAACUGACAAAUAAAAUUGCACUUCUUGAGGUGACCAAGACUGAUACUGAGCUCAGAUCGGCGCAAACUGCCGAUGCAUGGAGCAAGCAGACUGAUGGUAUCGUUAUGCAAUGCACUCAGCUAAAGGACUUCCUAUCUUCAAGUAAUGCAGAAAUUCACUCUAAAUUUGAGGCAGUCACGAAGAAACUGCUCUACUUCAGCAUGCAUGCGCAGCAAUUAGUGUCCCUUCAUCACACAUUCAUUCAGGAGCAAAUGGAGCACAAAGCAGAAAUAGAAACGCUUCACAAGCAGGAGUCUCUGCUUAGAAACCUGAGAGCUCAAGAUAGCGGCUCCAUAAAUAUGCUGAACACGGAACUAGCCGAUGCUAAACGUUACUACUCAGCUCAGCUGGAAUAUAAAGACAUGGAGCUAAAUAGUCUUCGCGAUCAGUUGUCCGUUAAAAGCAACGAGCAUAAUGAGUUAGCACUCUCCUUUGUUGCUCUAAAGGAAAGCCUCCAGAAGGCAGAGUCCCUACGGUUAGAGCAACAGAACAUGAUCAACGCUGAGGUCAAUGCUACCGAAAGUGUUGCAAUGCUCAGUGUAGAGGUCGAUGCAGCUGCUGAUGUGACAUCUAUGAAGAGAACUGAGAUAAUGCAGUCACCUAACAGAAUGGUUAAUGCUAGCGUAGAGGUCUGCAAUAAUGAGGAGAUCAAUCAGCUGAAAGUAACAAUUCAUUCCCUUCAAGAAGAAAUUCAAGCGCUCCAGGCAGCGCGAGAAGAACUUGUCAAUGAAAAGCAGACGCUGCUACAGCAGAAUAUCCUCUAUAAAGAAGAAAUAUUCACAACUCAUACCUUAAUUACCAACAAGCUUGAGCCAAAUAGUGUGUUACCAACUUCAAACCAGGACCUCUCUGUGAUAGCCUUGGUGCAGCGUAUGAUCGCUAAAAUGAAGAAGCUUGAGGAAGCGUCACUGCAGCCGGUUACCAACUAUAUUUCUCCAAGUAUAGAUGCGCCUGCUGUCGAGGUAUCUGGCAAUAGAAGAGAGAGACCCACAGGUGAUCAUCAAAGAUCAGAGCCCCGGACCUCGUUGGACACCCUGCCUAUAAUUUCCAAUCUCUUGGCAACCAAGAUUGUUGAGGUAGUAGAGCUCAAUCGCAUUAUCAGCGUCAAAAGUGAUCAGCUCGAGUGGGUGGCUGACGCUGCCCUCAAGGCGCACUUAAGUGGCACUGACGUCCGUGAUAGAGCAAAGAUCCUCCAAUUGACGAAAGCUCAGAACAUUAAGGUAGACAUAGAACAGCAUCAAGGUGCCAUUCUGACCAUUCGAGAUCGUGUUCUGAACUAUAUCCUAUCGUCUCUCCCCGAGAAGCAAUUAGAAAGUGGUCAGAUAGCAGAGGAGCUGACGCACUUCAUUAAGACUUUGGAGGAUGAGCUCUCUGACACCAUGAACACUCACUUACGGACCCUUGCUCAAACAAAAGACUUUGGAAUCUCUGCGGUGGAUCAGCACGAUUCAGCAAACUUUAGAGGGCGACUUAAUAAAGCAAUUCAAACUACAUCAAACUCACACGAGAAUGCAACCCUCCAGGAACUUCACUCGCUGCAGAACGACUUCGAUGUCUUGAAUGUUUCAUACUCUAACACCACCGCGGCCCUGAAUGAGGCAAUGCUCAAGAAUCACGAGCUUGAAAGAGAACAUUCUGAUAUUAAAAUGGCCUUUCUGGGUCUUCAGGAAGAAAACAAAAAGCUGUUACAGGAGCAAGAGAGUCUCCAUAAAGACAUUAUCAACCUACGUGCUAACUUCAAGGAAAUUCACAACAAUAAUUCACGAAAUCGCGCCUCCGAUGCUCGUGACUCUGCCUUGCAAGGGAGCACUCACAAGCUUUCACCGUCCAUUCCGCCAAUCAACGAAUCAAUCUCUCAUGGGAUAGAUCUGUUCACUAGUGUAUUUACCAAGGGCUCAUUUAACACUCAAGAACUACGGAAGAUGGCAUUUGAACAUGCCGAGCCUAUAAGUGACUGCCUGAAAUGGUUAAAGACAGCACGCAGCACUUUUGAUCCUACACUCGUCAGCUCUGCACAACGGCCUCUGAAUGCCAGCAUCGUCGCUGUGACGUCAUCUAUUUUAGAAUCUAGUAUCAUUGGGCCUGCUGGGACAGCUGCCUUCAAUCUUUCACCCGAGCAUAUGGUGCGUGACACUUCACUGACAAAAUCUCCAAGACCGAAGGAAACUCCAGUGAAGCUACACUCGUCUUUGACAACCAGUACGCAGGGGAGAAAGAGCGAAGUGUCUCCUAGACCCAGAUUUACAUCUAGCAGCAAUGUAUCGCGCUCCCAGCGAACCAAGGAUACGGCCUGA